Messenger RNA from Phytophthora infestans T30-4, 639 nucleotides. Its product is annotated as SCP-like extracellular protein. The coding region runs from base 1 to 639 and encodes 212 amino acids. Lineage: Eukaryota; Oomycota; Peronosporomycetes; Peronosporales; Peronosporaceae. The record is from RefSeq and is a predicted model, not a curated record. The transcript has a single exon.
AUGUCAAACUUUGCACUCAUCCUCGUUCUGGUUGCGACGCUGCUCGGCUACUCGACAGCAGUUGGAGUCAAGUUGGUCGCUAAUGUUUCUAUCCCGACGCCGAUUAUUGGUGAUGCCAUCUUUGAGGACCUCGAGACACCUGCCCCGAUCAUCGGUCAGGGCAUUUUUGAGGACCUCGAAAACAUCACCCACGGCGUCAACCACCGAUACCUGCAGGCAGCAUACCCGCCCAACGGAUUCCAGACUGAGCUACUCAAUGCUGUGAACCGGGAACGUACUGCCAAAGGAAUAUCUCCGCUGUGCAUGAACACAAAGCUGCAGAACGCCGCCCAGGGCCACUCGAAUGACAUGGCUGCCAAGGAUUACAUGAGCCACACCGGCUCCGAUGGUUCUAAGAUGUCGCAGCGGAUCCAGCGUGCAGGCUACAACCGCACCGCCUCCGGUGAAAACGUCGCUGCUGGACACACGACGGUGCAGGAAGUGAUGACGGCGUGGAUGAACUCUCCUCGCCACCGUGACAAUAUUUUGCGCAAAAAGUUCACCAUGUUCGGCUGUGGUUACGCGUACAGCGAGAGCUCCACGUACAAGCAUUACUGGACGCAGAACUUCGGUCGUAGCAACACGGAAAAGUGCUCGUAA